ACAUAAGAAAUGCUACUGAUUGCAAGAGACAUAUCUGGCCAUAACAUUUACAAUUCGACAUGCGCGGCGUUGAUUUUUAUGGACAGGUCUACCAAUCAAAAUUAAAAAGAUUACACUACUACUUCAGUUUUAUUAUUCACUUUCGAUUGUAACACACAUAUAUAAGAUGUGAUUUAGUUAGAUAGACAUUUGGUGCAGACACCUUGAUUCCGCACUGCACAAUUGUGCAGUCUGUCUGUUAAACUUUAUGUACUGACUACCCACAAAAUGAUACCAGUGACCAAAAAAUAUUUGCAUACUUUAAUACACACACACCCAUCGAUUCGAUACAAAAUUUAAGAAAGCAUCCCACAUUGUGUGCAUUAUUCAACCUCUUCAUCCCUCUAUCCUACACUAUUUUCCCUCUUUUCUACUCUAAUCUAUAGACAUACGACAGGUAAUCAGACACUGAACAAUAUAUAAAUUUAGGAAUUAUUAGAUAGAGUUAAAGCUUGAUUUAAUUGGAAAAUUGUAAGCGGAUACGUUGGAAUUCAGUCCUAUAAAGUUAAAUAUUUUGUGAACUGAAUUCAAAAGUGUUUAUUGAGCCGUAGCAAUCUCAAGAAAGCAUUCAAUUCUAUUUAGAUAUAUUCUAAAGAGACUUGUUCAAUAUGCCCUCAGAAAUUUGUCCUAAAUGCCAAAAGGCUGUCUACGCUGCAGAGAAAAAAAUUGCUGGUGGUAAAGCAUGGCAUAGUAUGUGCUUGAAAUGCGGUUUGUGUAAUAAGAUGCUUGACAGUACUACUGUCGCUGAACAUGAAGGAGAAGUUUUCUGCAAGCAAUGUCAUGGUCGUAAAUUUGGUCCAAAAGGCUAUGGAUUCGGUGGAGGUUCUGGUGCCUUGAAUAUGGACAGUGGAAGUCAUGUUGGUAAUAAGGAAACCGAAAUGAGUAAUAAACCAACAGCUCCUGCAAUGGGUGGUAAAAUUAUACCUCCGGAGGAAGGUGGUUGUCCACGUUGUGGUAAACGAGUAUAUGAUGCUGAAAAAGCUAUUGGAUGCCCAAGUGGUCUCAACUUCCAUAAAGCAUGUUUCCGAUGCAAAACUUGUGGAAAAUCACUUGAUUCAACUAAUUUAUGUACACAAAAAGAAGAAAAGGAGGUUUACUGCAAAGCCUGUUAUGGAAAGAGUUUUGGACCAAAAGGUUUUGGUUUCGGUCAAGGUGCUGGUGCAUUAAAUAUGGGUUAA
This is a messenger RNA of Trichobilharzia regenti, 1217 nucleotides long. The record is from the annotation of a GenBank genome assembly. NCBI's taxonomy places the organism in Eukaryota, Metazoa, Platyhelminthes, Trematoda, Strigeidida, Schistosomatidae.